This is a messenger RNA of Guyanagaster necrorhizus, 2626 nucleotides long. RefSeq lists its product as uncharacterized. Gene Ontology annotation, molecular function: DNA binding; zinc ion binding; DNA-binding transcription factor activity, RNA polymerase II-specific. Gene Ontology annotation, biological process: DNA-templated transcription; regulation of DNA-templated transcription. The transcript has 15 exons. NCBI's taxonomy places the organism in Eukaryota, Fungi, Basidiomycota, Agaricomycetes, Agaricales, Physalacriaceae. The record is from RefSeq and is a predicted model, not a curated record. The coding region runs from base 168 to 2534 and encodes 788 amino acids.
CUGCAUUGGAUUGCCAUUUCUUGUCUGGGACAGGAGUUUCAGUAAAGACGCUGAGUAAACGGCGCUGUUACCUGUGCUCUUACUACAUCAACUCGCUCAUUUGCGCAGCCAAAUGCUCCUCAAAACAAUCUCCCUGUCCUAGGCGAACUUAAGCGACACACACUACAAUGGAUGACGGUUCGGAGCACGACGCUGGUGGCGCUAUUACAACAAAUGAGGGAACCAAGAAACGACGGGUGCAGAGGGCGUGCGAUUUGUGUAGACGAAAGAAAAUUAGAUGCGAUGCCUCGUCCAUGCCCGACCAACGGUGCUCGAUAUGCGUAGCCGCUAAUGUUUCCUGUACUUAUCUUGAGGAGGCCAAGAAAAAAGGUCCAUCAAAAAAGUACAUCCUUGAGUUAGAGACGAAAGUACAGAAGAUGGAGAAGCUCUUGCACACGAUGCUGCCGGAGGAGGAGCUCGAAGGGUACCUACACGACGAGUCUAACUGGAAGCACUGUGAAGACUUACCGCGGCGCGCCGGCACCGUCGAGUGCUUCACCACCGAAAUAGAACACAAAUAUUUGAUAGAACCCGAGAAUGUUUUUCUGGAGCAAGCUUCGGAGUUCUUCAAGGAUCAAACCAUGGGCCUUCGAUUCCUGGGUAAAUCAAGUGGCGUCCACUUGAUUCAAUCAGCGGUGGAUCUUAAGUAUGGGGUCAUAGAGCAGCCGCUUUACUUAUUCCCCCACGUCAGGCCAGAGUUUUGGCACUCACCACGUUGGGAACCGAGCCAGCAUGAUCAUUUUGUGACAGGUGCAGCCUUCACAUUUCCUCCGGAUGAUCUUUUGUGGUCUUUGGUCGACAUCUACUUUCAGCGCAUCAACAUCCUCGUCCCGCUCCUGCAUCGGCCGACGUUCGAGAGGUUAAUUGGAGAGAAACAUCAUACUCAGGACCACAUGUUUGGUUCUUUGCUGUUGCUGGUGUGCGCUGUGUCAUCAAGGUAUUCAGAUGAUCCGCGCGUUCUGAUCGAAGGAGAGGAGUCGAAGCAGUCCAGUGGUUGGAAAUGGGUUCAUCAAGUGAUGGAUACCCGUAAUUGCAAACCGUUAGUAGGUGCGCCGUCAUUAUACGACUUGCAAGUGCUCUGUCUUUUUGCAGAAUUCUUGGAGGGCUCUUCGGUACCUCAUUUGGCGUGGACGGUCGUGGGUGUUGGUAUUCGGCUAGCUCAGGACACAGGCAGCCAUCGGCGAAAGGCGAACAAUCCACCUAACACCGUUGAGGCUGAGAUGUGGAGAAGGACGUUCUGGAGUCUCAUAUACAUGGAUCGAGUGAUUAGUUCUCUUACGGGACGGUCAGUGGCUUUGUAUGAUGAAGAGAUUGACGUCGACCUCCCUACCGAGUGUGAUGAUGAAUAUUGGGAAGCCUCUGACCCAGCACAGGCAUUCAAGCAACCAGCUGGAAAACCUUCCGUCAUUGCGUACUUCAAUUGUUGUCUCAGACUCAGUCAGUUGUUGACGUUCUGCUUGCGCACAAUCUACUCGGUGAAGAGGUCAAGAGCCUUGCUUGGCUUUCUCGAUCCGAAUUGGGAAUAUCAGGUGGUUGCGGAUCUGGAUUCGGCACUUAAUAAAUGGAUUGACUCAAUCCCUCCACAUCUCCGAUGGGAUCCCAAUCGCGUCAAUCUUGUCCAUUUCAAUCAAUCUGCGUCGUUGUAUAUGUACUACUAUCACCUACAAAAACUAAUCCACCGGCCUUUUAUCACGAAACCACAAGACUCCAAGUUUCGAUUUCCAUCGCUUGCAAUAUGUACCAACGCUGCUCGUGCAUCAUCACAUGUUGCAGACUUGCAACGUCGUCGUGCUGGAGUAGUCGCCGACAAUGCUUUGUUGGCGUUUGAUGCUGGGAUUAUCCUUCUGUUCAAUAUUUGGGGCGGGAAGCGUACGGGCUUGUCCUUGGACCCUUAUAAAGAGAUGGAUGAUGUCCAUAAGUGCAUGAAGGUUCUACAGAGCUUAGAUUCACGGUGGCACUUUGCGGGAAAGCUAUGGGAUAUACUGUACGAGUUAGCCUUCGUGGGCGAUUUGCCGUUGCCCAACACACCCUCCCCGAGUAACAAGCGAGAACGAGACGAGGAUGAAGAAGAGCGAAUUAGUGCCGAAAACUCGAACUACUCUUCUGAAUCUUACCCCCUACCCGAUGACCCGCAAGAUGUGUCUACUUUUGACUGGCCUAUUGAAGAGCCGGUAUCGGUGCAGAACUUUGCAUUGGACAUGCCUCCGAAGUCUCUACAGCCUCAGAGUCAUAAUGUCCCGUUACCCAUGAAUAGCACUGAGCUUGGACGGGGCAAUCCUACUGGCAUGCCAACAGCGGAGGCUACGUAUUAUUACGACAGUAGUGAUAUCUUUACGGCGGAAGGUUCACGACAGAUUUCGGAGGGAACGACAGGCAUGUGGACGAAUGACGACAAUACGAUAGCAAUGUGGAACAGUGUUCCCAAUACAUUUGAGAUGGAUGAUUGGGAUAAUUACUUGGCUAGUUUCAAUCUUUCUAAUCAGAACUAUCAGUAAAACACGAUUGUGAUGACCGUAUGCUAAUCAUGUUGUAGUAGGACAUACUUUACUUCUGGGAUAAUUAUUUAUUUUUUGGCCCAGUCGACGGC